Messenger RNA from Funneliformis caledonium, 153 nucleotides. Lineage: Eukaryota; Fungi; Glomeromycota; Glomeromycetes; Glomerales; Glomeraceae. The record is from the annotation of a GenBank genome assembly.
AUGCACUUGAUACAUGGACGAAAUUACAAUAUUAGUUACGUUCUAGGUACUUCUAAUAAUAGUGCUAAUCAAAUAACAAAGUUGAUAAUUUUGAUAUCAAUGGAAACGAUAUGGAAACAGAUAUGGCCAACAACAACAAAGUCAAUGAACUGA